Molecule: messenger RNA, 1362 nt
Organism: Eimeria acervulina
Lineage: Eukaryota; Apicomplexa; Conoidasida; Eucoccidiorida; Eimeriidae
Product: DNA repair enzyme, putative
Exons: 3
Coding region: 1-1362 (453 amino acids)
Biological process (GO): mRNA cis splicing, via spliceosome
Cellular component (GO): precatalytic spliceosome
Molecular function (GO): RNA binding
Source: RefSeq, a predicted model, not a curated record
AUGCUUGACUCUCUUUAUGGCGACCUGCCUCCCCCAACCAAAGGGGAUGGUUCAGACAAGGGCGUAUCUACUCCGGCCGCUAGUGGAUCGUUGCUGGGGUCACUAUAUGAUGAUCCCGACGACCCUGCUGAGGCUUCCACAACAACAGGCGCCUCGUCUUCCAGCUCUAGUGGUUCCGCUGCGGUCGCAGCCGCAGCAGCGGCUGCUGCUACUGCGGCUACUGCAGAUACGUCCAGCUCCAGCAGCGCAAUGUGGGCCAGUCAGCGGUUGAAGCUCUUAACUCCGGCCGUCGUACGGCGGCAGACGAUGGCAAAGGCUGCGCCUAAAGCUUCUCCGUCUUUAAACGUGCAAGCUGCUGCAGCGGAUGCUGCUCUUGUUUUAGAAAGGCUUAAAAAGUUGCAUGCAGGGGUCCUAGCGGAGGAACAAAAACCGGAUGCGGCUGCUGGCGCGCGGGCCUCAGCGACUGCUGGUGGAAAAGGGGGAGACGCUGCAGCAGGAACAGCAGACUCCAGUAAAGGGCAGACAGAGCCUGCUGUUAAUGCGGUGUCUGUAACUGUGGGUAGCAACACCCCUCUAGACCCGACGACUUGGGUGCCCGUAGGCCUGUGGCCGCAGGAGUAUGACCCCUCGAAGCCGAACGACUACGCGGCAAUUCACAAGGAGAAAAUGAGACAGCAGCAGAGGGAAGAGCUGGAAAGACUGCGCCAGCAGGAGCUGGAAAAGCAGAAGCAAGAUGAGGAGGCUUCUCGCAACGGAACAGGAGGUGACGGGGGAGAUGCAGCGACCUCCCCUGAGCCUCAGGCGCCGCUUCUUCCGUCGUAUAUCGACCCCAAUAAGAAGACGUUUGCAGCGCGGAUGAUGGAAAAGAUGGGCUGGAAACAGGGAGAAGGGCUGGGAGCCAACAAACAGGGAAUCACAGCUCCUCUUGUGGCGAGAAAAACAGCAAUGAGAAGCGGCAUUAUUGUGCAGGGCCAUGACGUAACGUCGCUCGGUCAAGUGCCACGGGCGGUGACAUUCAACAUGGCCCCGACGCGCAUUUUGCUGCUGCUGAACAUGGUGGGUAGGGGUCAGGUAGACGCAGAUCUGAAGGAGGAGACAGAGGAGGAAGCAGCAAAGUUGGGAAAUCUGCUCCAAGUCCGCAUAUUUGAGGCUGCAGGAGUGCCAGAUGACUGCGCUGUUCGCAUCUUCUGUGAAUAUGAGAGAAAAGAGGAAGCGACACGAGCCCUGCUGACUUUCAAUGGGCGUGCAUUUGGCGGACGCACAGUUAAAGCAAAGUUCUACAGCGAAGAACGGUUCGCUAGAGACGACUUGCGCCCAGAUCCUGAACAGGAAGUGGACCAGCACGUCACUGUGACUAUCUGA